Molecule: messenger RNA, 1313 nt
Organism: Acanthopagrus latus (yellowfin seabream)
Lineage: Eukaryota; Metazoa; Chordata; Actinopteri; Spariformes; Sparidae
Gene: tk1
Product: thymidine kinase 1, soluble
Exons: 7
Coding region: 130-825 (231 amino acids)
Biological process (GO): thymidine metabolic process
Molecular function (GO): thymidine kinase activity; ATP binding
Source: RefSeq, a predicted model, not a curated record
ACCGCCGGCGCGCAAUAUUCAACAUUUCCUUGCAGAACAGUCUGUCCUGUGGGAUUCAGUUAGUAAUUUAUUUGUUUUUGUAUAACUGUUUUAUUGUUUUUUUUUUUAACUGUCACGUCAUUCAAUACAAUGGACUGCCUGGACCUUCCAAGAACUCUUCCAAAUUCGCCGAGGAAAGCUCGGGGACAGAUUCAGGUCAUUUUUGGACCGAUGUUUUCAGGCAAAAGCACUGAACUGAUGCGGAGAGUGCGCCGUUUCCAAAUAGCCCAGUACAACUGCUUGGUGGUCAAAUAUGCCAAGGACACACGUUAUUCUGACUCAGGCAUGGCCACACACGACAAAAACACAAUGGCAGCUGUUCCAGCCAAUCGUCUGGGAGAUGUGCACUCACUGGCAUUGCAAGCCUGUGUCAUUGGAAUUGAUGAAGGACAGUUUUUUCCAGACACAGUGGAGUUUUGUGAGGAAAUGGCCAAUUUAGGGAAGACAGUCAUUGUAGCUGCUUUGGAUGGAACCUUCCAGCGAAAGCCUUUUGGUAACAUCCUGAACCUCGUCCCUCUAGCGGAGAGUGUGGUGAAGCUCAACGCCGUCUGCAUGCAGUGUUACAAAGAAGCUGCCUACACCAAGAGGAUAGGGGCAGAGAAGGAGGUGGAAGUGAUCGGUGGAGCGGACAAGUAUCAGGCGGUGUGUAGAAAGUGUUACGGAGGUCUGGUGCAGGACAAAGAGAACAGCGCUCCUCUCAGGAAUGAAACUCCACAACAAUGUCUCACAGGAAAAGUUGCAGACCCCAGAGUUCCCAGGAAGCUUUUCUCCGCUCUCCACCUCUGAAUACACAAAUAAGACUUGUUUCAGAUGUUGGGUGGAGAGUAGAGAUCCAGGCAUUGACUUUAGUUUCUUGUAUGUGGGUCCUUUUUUUUUUUUUUUUUUUUUAAGCCUUUGUCUUUGCAAUGUAAUUGGUAUGAAGGUUUAUUCUUAAGAUUUAACUUGAAUAGGUCUAGCAGUGCCACAUAAUUACAAAAAUGAAAACCAAUCAAUAAUGUGGCAAGGCUUCACUGCAUUAUAUAUCUGUGUAUAUAUAACCAUUUCAAAUGUAAGAUUUUAAUUUAUUAUUGAUUAACAAUGUAUAAUCAGCCAGCUAUCAUUAUGGGAAGUUUGGCUUGUAUUUUUCACCAUGUACAGGAGGUCAGUGGUGCUGAGAUAAAUGUAUUAUUUCAGAACACAGGGUCUGAUUUUGGUUAUUUCUCAAAGACAUCCAUAGAAACAUUUGAAUUCCCCUUUCCUCACACUUUUAAAAUUAAAAGGAUUUUACCUCUGUG